ACGAAUAAAGAUGGCGGCGACCGAGUUGCUGCUGAAGCAAAGCAAUAAACUCACAGCUGUUUAUGAAAAUUUACAACUUUGUGAUAGAACUUUAUGUGUGGUUCUGGCAGUGGAUUGGCUGACAGGGGUCACGUGAGCAGCUCUCUGUGAACAUGAACUUUUUAUGAUUUCCCAAGUGGCUAUAAUGCAGCAUUCUUUUGGUCAGGGCGCAGUCAGUAGCACCUCUGUCCUUUAUGUUUUUUACGUUUGUUAAAGCAGAGGGAAAGACAAAUUCUCCUGAGCUGGGCGAAUUGUGUGCGUUAAUAUGGAUGGAAAGCUCGACGUCACGCUAGUACGAAGCGUCUGCGUCUUUAGAUUUUCACAUCAGCUAAGAGUGCAAGGGUCAAAAUUCACUGAGGACCUUAGUUCAUUCUUCUCUAAAUUGUCAAGUUUUAACUCUGUCUGGUUUACCCGUACAUCAAAAAAUACGACACGAGAUCCAGGUUAACCGACGAAUCUGCGCGAUUGUUUUGGAUCAUUCCACUGAAGCGGUGAUGAACGGGAAAGGAAAGCAACAAGUGUAUCCCAAUGAGGCUACGUGUGACCGUAUGAGACUCGUUUUCCACAUGUUAUUCAUCAAAUGGACAGUCUGCAGACAUCUGCGAAGAAGGAACAUGACAAGAAACAGGUCAUCUUCCAGCGGGCCUCCGGAACCAUACUGUCACAUGACACGAGAGGCCAGAGUUUUGCUAAACCCCCAGAAAGGACCAACAUAACUGAUGAAAGCCGUCCAGAAAAUGCAGAUAACGAACAACAAUAACGUCUGUCUCACAACGUCGCGGAAUUAUUUGCAACAAUGUUGUUAUGCAUUUGAACAUAAUGACAAAAUUCAUCACCCUAAACAUAUUGGGUCAGCGAACGCUAAGGACGAACUUGCACAGUGAGAUGGAAUACAGAACGAGAUAAAGAGGACGUUAAAACUAGAAGAAAUAAAAAAUAGAUGUUGUAGUUAUACCAUCCUCAAUCAAGACAGUAGGCCUAGCUCGUCAGUGUUCCUUCCUGCAAACUACCGAAGAUAACUUUAGGAAUCAGCAACUUCUAGCCAUUUUCUUGGAUGCCAGAAUUCAAGAAAACGACAAGAGGAGCACGGCGUCAUUUGGUGCUCAAGAGCGACAAGAAAACCCCGCUGGGAUUCAUUGCCUCAAAAAGAGCACGCACAGCUAUACAAAUGACCAGCUGUAGAGCCUGAGAAGAUCCACUUCAACCCAUAUUUGUGCAGGCGGAGACGUGUGGAAAUGCCCAGUUUAGCCUACUUAAACCUAUAGCCUACUAAGAGGGAAAUAACAAUUUGGUUUCAGAACCGGAGGUUGAGGCAAAAAAAGAUUGUAGGUUGAAAGGAAUUAACUCUUGUAGCUAUUGCUGGACUAUCUCCGAUCAACAGCCCAUCACCACUGUCUUGAGUGACACUGCGAGAGAUUUAUUUAUUCAUGGCAUAUAUACAGUGCCUCAGGUAAAAGGCCCUUCCGCAAAUAUGGUUGGGAAUGCUUAUCUAGACUAUAUAGGCCUACAUUAAUGGGUAGCAUUCUCUGUCUCCUCCAAAACUAUUCUGUCAUGUUCCCCAGAGAUAAAGUCCCCCUUCAAAUGAUUAAAUGCCAGUUUCAUUUAAUAUCCGAAAUUAAUUUUUAAUGAUAAAUAAGUAUUAUAGUAAUGUAAUUGAUUGAUGUAAUAACGUCAUUGGGGUUAAUAAUUCAAAUUAUCGUGUGAAAAUGAAAAGCGCUAUGAAUUUGACAUUUUAGUGUAAUGUAUUUAGGCCUAUUGCUUCUGAUUAAAUUCUAAAUUCAAGGUUCUCGCGAUGUUCAUUUGAAAUCUAAGAUCUAAUCAUCAGAGUUUAUCUGGGACAGUUUACAAUUCUUGUUAAUAAUUUUCUGUAUUCGAAUGGAGAAUGUUUGUCACCUGCACUACAAAUUAAGUUUUUAGGUUUCUCUGAAGUCGAAUAGGCUAAAUUAAGCUCUUAUCCUUUGCUUUUAGGAAAGAAUCCUAGCAACCAAUGGGACGUUUCACAAUCUCCCUCUGCUUAGAAGCAAAUUAUUCUAGCAUCAUAAAAAACCUUACUCUAUUGGUGUACAUAGAAGUUCAUUCAGUCCGGUUAAAUUAGGAACUUAGAUUUGAAAAUAGCACAAGAAACUCCCUGGGGGAAAAAACACAAAUGCCUAUAAAUCAAUGGCCUACAUAUUGCGUAUGAUGAAUUUUAGGGCCUGUUUAUUUAUAGUUUGCAACACAACUUCAGUUGUCCUCGCCGUCACGAAUACAAUAUAAAUUCACUGUUAUAUUGCUGUGCUCGCUUUAAUUCACACUAGAUCUACAUUGCCAGUUUAUCAGAUUGAUGGGUGGAUUCGAUUGAUGUGUUUGUCAUGUAAAUACGAAUCGUUUGAUGGACACCUGCAACGCCCAGAGUGCUACCGCAGGUCGCACACUAUUGGUGCAAAAUUAGUCACAUGAUGUGUCACUUAACUGAUAUGAGCUCGGAUAGAACUUUGUGUGGUUUGACAUACUGCUUAGAGGUUGUAGGGGCACUGGGACCACACAUCAGCGUAUAUUGACCCUGCUUAAUCAAUUUUGCUUGGUCAGUCAACAAUGAAUUCCUACUUAGAUUAUACGAUUUACAACCGUGGUACUAACACUUAUAGUUCGAAGGUUGGGUGUUUUUCUAUGGAGCAAGAAUACUUGCCAAGUGGUUGUGCAAGUACAAAUAGUUUCAUUCCCGAGGGACGGCCAAUCGGAGGGAACACUUUUACACCGGCAUCGCACGAAACUCAUGGCACAACUUAUUCACAACUUCAGUCGCAGCCAUACCACAUCAAUAUGGAUAUGGGGAAAACUGGACACACCAAUUUCUGCAAGCAAACACGACCUCCUCCUCUCUCGGACUAUGGACAUCAGCACGUUCUCACUCAAGCAGAUGACCACAUGCGCCUUCAGUCCCCUGCUUUUUCUGUCGUGAAUAUGGGAUCCAACAUUGGAACUUACAGUGAAUCUAACUGCAGGCCUGGCUCGGUCUCUGCAAGCCAUUAUCAGUCGUAUCCCUAUGGAGAACACGAACCAAACGGCUAUGGCUCUUUCAGCAAGUACCAGGUCUCCCCUGACAGUGACAGCGACUCCAAGACGAACAUCAAACAAGCGCCAACGUUUGACUGGAUGAAAGUCAAGAGGAACCCCCCUAAAACAGUCGCCGAAUAUGGGAUCCACGGCCAGCAGAACAUAAUACGCACCAAUUUUACCACCAAGCAGCUCACAGAACUUGAGAAGGAGUUUCACUUCAACAAGUACCUGACUAGGGCGCGCAGAGUGGAGGUGGCCGCCACCCUCGAACUGAACGAAACGCAGGUUAAAAUUUGGUUUCAGAAUCGCAGAAUGAAACAGAAGAAGCGCGAGAAGGAAGGAACAGCGCCAAUAAUUAAGCGAGCGAAUCUUUGCUCUUCUGGUCAAAGCGCAGACAACUCAAACAGCUCAUCCCCGGGUGCUUCGCCUACCUCAGACUCUUCCACUACUAUUUGAUGCGUACGUGCCUUUGUGGCAAACGAACUUCUGCUGUGGAGAACUACCUAACUUAUUCCGCUGUUGUAGACAAAGCAUUAUACGUGCUAGUGUGUGCAUGUGUGUUUUAUAAAACGCAAAGUAAUCAA
Megalobrama amblycephala (Wuchang bream) is the source of this 3662-nucleotide messenger RNA. RefSeq names its product homeobox B1b (gene hoxb1b). Lineage: Eukaryota; Metazoa; Chordata; Actinopteri; Cypriniformes; Xenocyprididae. Gene Ontology annotation, cellular component: nucleus. Gene Ontology annotation, molecular function: RNA polymerase II cis-regulatory region sequence-specific DNA binding; DNA-binding transcription factor activity, RNA polymerase II-specific. Gene Ontology annotation, biological process: regulation of transcription by RNA polymerase II. The record is from RefSeq and is a predicted model, not a curated record.